This is a messenger RNA of Acipenser ruthenus (sterlet), 3505 nucleotides long. RefSeq names its product excitatory amino acid transporter 3-like. Gene Ontology annotation, biological process: L-glutamate transmembrane transport. The record is from RefSeq and is a predicted model, not a curated record. Gene Ontology annotation, cellular component: plasma membrane. The transcript is spliced from 12 exons. Gene Ontology annotation, molecular function: L-cysteine transmembrane transporter activity; L-glutamate transmembrane transporter activity; glutamate:sodium symporter activity. NCBI's taxonomy places the organism in Eukaryota, Metazoa, Chordata, Actinopteri, Acipenseriformes, Acipenseridae. Bases 177 to 1745 code for a protein of 522 amino acids.
UUCCCUCCCACACCAAGUACCAUUCAGCUGCACAGGAAAGUGCAUCGCAAAGGUUGCAUGAACACUGGUGCUAUCCGCAAGCUCUUGAAUCAGCAGAAAUCAGCCAUCGAGGGCUGCCAUCACGGCUCCUGUCUUAAGAAUAAUUUUCUCUGUGGAGAACAAACCAAGAGCCCAGGAUGGGGAAGAAAUCCAAGAAAGGAUGCAAUUUUAAAAGCUGUUUUAAGAAGAACUGGCUUCUUAUCACAACGGUGGUUGCUGUGAUUUUAGGUAUUGGAUUGGGUGUCCUAGUCCGUGAAUAUGCCAAACUCUCAACCCUGGACAAGUUCUACUUUGGAUUUCCUGGAGAGAUAUUAAUGCGAAUGCUAAAAUUAAUCAUCUUGCCUCUUAUCAUAUCCAGCAUGAUUACAGGAGUGGCUGCUUUAGAUUCAUCAGUUUCUGGCAAAAUCGGGUUACGUGCUGUUGUCUAUUACUUCUCAACAACAAUCAUCGCUGUUAUCCUAGGAAUUGUGUUAGUGAUGACCAUUAAACCUGGCAUGUCUCAAAAUGCAGCUGACAUUGACAGAACUGGCUCGACUCCAGAGGUUAACACAGUGGAUGCCUUGUUGGACCUAAUCAGGAACAUGUUUCCAGAAAAUCUUGUUCAGGCUUGUUUUCAACAGUACAAAACAAUGCGUGAAGAAUUAAAAUCUGAACCUGUAGUAAACUCAACUGCCAUGUCACCUGUGACGGUUGUCAUGACAACUGCUUUACAAGAGAAUAUAACCAAGAACUAUAAAAUAGUGGGCCUGUAUUCAGAUGGAAUUAACGUGUUGGGACUCAUCGUUUUCUGUCUCGUCUUUGGGAUUGUUAUCGGUCAAAUGGGAGAGAAAGGGCGUGUUCUGGUGGACUUUUUUGAUGCAAUAAACGAGGCCACCAUGAAAAUAGUACAGAUCAUCAUGUGUUACAUGCCGAUUGGAAUAUUCUUCCUAAUUGCUGCCAAGAUAAUUGAAGUUGAAGACUGGGAUAUCUUCCGGAAGCUAGGGAUGUACAUGGUGACUGUGUUGACCGGGCUCGCAAUUCAUGCCAUUGUUUGCCUUCCACUGUUAUAUUUCAUAAUUGUGAGGAAAAAUCCAUUAACAUUUGCCAUGGGGAUGGCUCAGGCACUACUGACAGCUCUCAUGAUCUCCUCCAGUUCAGCAACUUUGCCUGUGACUUUCCGAUGUGCGGAAGAAAACAACCGGGUAGACAAGAGGAUCACACGCUUUGUGUUACCGGUGGGGGCCACAAUCAACAUGGAUGGAACAGCGCUCUAUGAAGCAGUGGCUGCCAUAUUUAUUGCACAACUUAAUAAUUAUGCACUGGAUAUUGGCCAGAUUGUAACUAUCAGUAUAACAGCAACAGCAGCUAGCAUUGGAGCAGCAGGAGUCCCCCAGGCUGGUUUGGUUACCAUGGUGAUUGUCUUGUCUGCAGUGGGAUUACCAGCUAACGAUGUCACACUAAUCAUAGCAGUGGAUUGGCUGCUGGAUCGGUUUCGGACCAUGAUAAACGUGCUGGGUGAUGCAUAUGGAGCAGGUAUCGUGGAGAAGCUCUCCAAGAAGGAGCUGGAAAGGAUGGACCUCUCAUCUGGUGUGGAUGUUGUCAACCCUUUUGCUCUGGAACCAGCCCUAACAGACGAGGAGGAACAUGAGAAAAGGUCCUAUAUAAACGGGGGCUUUAUGGUGGAUAAAGCUGACUCUGUUUCAUUCACAGAGACAUCUCAGUUUUAGUGAAAAGCAAGUCAAAGUGAUUUAGGAUUUAUACAUAUAAAAGGAAACCGGCACCAAGAUGCUAAUGUUAUUAUUGUUUUUCAUAUUUGGCAGUAAUCAACUUUAAUUUCAGUGCCACCAUGUGGGAGGAUUAUAAAUAUGACUGAAUGUAAAACAGCCCCAGGAUCCUUCAGUAGAUGUAUUAUUAUAUAUAUAUUUUUUAAAGGGAUGUGAAUAAAAUGUAAUGCACUGUGCGUUUGUGCCAAAAAAUGUAGGGGGUUUCAGCAGACACCAAUGCUGUAAAUACAGGUCCAAAAUGUCUAACUCUGUUGAAAUUCAAAUUAGAUGAUAGCUGAGAUAUAACUGUAGGUUUGUGGUCAUCUGUCUGACAGGAACAAGGAGGACCACAUAAACUUUUCAGAAACCCUGAUUCGGAUAGGAGCUCAACUAGCGAAUAGAUGUGAAACGUUUCAUGUUUCAUUUACAAUCCGAUGAGCCUCACAUCUUGUGAAUACAAUUGUAACUGUUUUCACCACCUUCGAUAUACACUCUCCUCUGAUAUUCCCUUUCUGCAUAGUAUAGUGUGCCAAAAAUAUGGAUAAUUUCAAAAUAGAAAGUUUUUGGUGUUCGUUAUACUCAAACUAUACACCCAAAUCUGACCGGAAGCCUGCAUUUCUUCUCUUCUGUAAAACAGAUUACGAAUGAGUUAUAAUGAGAUAGUAUUAGUCAUUUGCAUAAUUACCCCCCCCCCCCCCCCGUUUGAUUAAUUGGACAUAACAAAUGCAACAUAAAUAUGCUGUUUAUGGUGAGGAUAUUUAAAAUGUGAUGCUGUCCAAAUAAAAAUAGAUACCUUGAAGUAUAAAAUACAGAAACAUAUAACCCAAAAAUCAUCAACAAAGGGAGGGACCUAUGAUAAUAUUGCUAGUUCUAAUAAUAUGCAGGUGUUUUUUUUUCUUUUCUUUUGCAGUACUCCUCCUUUAAGUGACUAAGGUCCUUGACCGAUUGUGAUGUCACCAUUUUCUCAAGCAGGUGAUGUCAACCAUACCAAUAUUGUGAAUAAAGUAGGGUGAAAACUCAAUAUGGUAUGGUUGAUGUUAUGAAUGUGAUUUGUUUAUGAUGGGUCAUGGAAUAUUUGUAGUUGGAUUUGCUAAAGUCUCAUCAGCAGUCUAUAAUUAUGUACAAAUGAUACUGCAGUAACAUUUUGCUUUUUCAUCUUGCAGACCUACAACCACACUAGGUAUACUGAAUGUUGUUUGUACAGAACUAAGCAUAUAAUUGGACAAAACAGUUGUCAGACAUUUCAUUAACACUUGCAGCAUAGUUCUUUUUUUAUUCUGUGAAGAAGCAAUAUUUUAGAUAAUGUUGUGCAUGUGAAAUAUUGUGGUUAAAUUGUGGUUAACUAAUGCUACACCUUUCAUCAGUGAAUAGUUAUUCAAAAGUGUUCAACAUUUACAUUCAGGACUGUCUUGAGUAAAUACAACAGAAAGCACCGUUUCAUGUAUAUAUUUCAUAAUAUUUAUAGUAUCUGAUGUCAUUCUUUUAAAAUGUGGACACUCCUGAAAGCAUAACCUAAUCAUAAUUUUUGAGCGGUUUUGGGAUCUGUAAAAAAUAAUGUGCCAAAUUAAUGUAAAACAUUUUAGAUCUUGUUCUGCUCAGUAUAUUUUUUAAAUAAAGCACAUAAAUACUACGGAACAGUAAUUAUAAAUGUGUAUAUUUGGUUUGUAAAAUAAUAACUGACUGAAAAAAUGAGCCCUGUAAUAAACCAUAGAAAAUACCACAAA